AUGAACAGAGGACAAACAAUAUUGGCGUUGGCACAAUACAUUGAAAACAAAGUAAAUGUUAACAGAUCUGAAACAGAGACUAAAACAACAAACAUUAGUAGAACACUGUUUCCAGUCUCAUCAUCUAGUUCCUCCUCAUCGUUAAGUUCAUCCUCGUCGUGUAGUUCCUGCACAUCGACUUCAAGUUCAAGUUCUUUGCAUCCUGCAUUAGAAACAAAUCUACAAUCUCCAGUUAGAGAGUCGACUGCAUGUCCAGUAAAUGAUACCAAGAAUGAUGAAGAUGAAGAAAAUAACAGUGAGUUUUCAUCAGUUUCUAACUAUGAUAGAACAUAUCAACCUCCUACUAAACAAGCGCGUCGAAGAUUAUCAGCUAGUUCAUGCUCAUCAACAAGUUCUACAGAUGGAGUUCAGCAUAUACCCAGAUCUGGAAAAAAAUCUGCAAACAUGAGGCGUGCUAUUGUUGCUAAGAAUUUGAGAAAUUUCAGGGCAACAAUACGUAAAGCUGGUAAAAGAUGGUUAGAGCUCUGUUUGAAACGAAGACCUAAAAUUUCAAUUGGAAAAUCUGAGAACACCUUAAUUGCACUAGCUUUAGAAAUUUUGAAAGAAAUAGUCGAUAAAUAA
Diabrotica balteata is the source of this 621-nucleotide messenger RNA. The record is from the annotation of a GenBank genome assembly. NCBI's taxonomy places the organism in Eukaryota, Metazoa, Arthropoda, Insecta, Coleoptera, Chrysomelidae.